GAGGAGGAGGAAGACCGGCGCGAGGAAGAUGAACAAGGUGCCAGAGGACGCAGCAGAAAGAGGGAACAAUCUGAAGAUCGUGAUAGCGACGGCUCCUCCAAGUAUUCACCUUACGGGGAGUCUGACGAGGACAGUGACAGCACUUCUGAUUCAGAAACCAGUUCCUCUUCUUCCUCUUCCUUGUCAUCGUCGUCGUCUGAUGAGGAGGAGGUGGAGAGCACGGAGGAAAUAGAUGAUUCUGCUACAGAUAUCCAUCCGUCUGAGUCGUUGGGAAGCCUGGAAGAGAGAAUAUGGCCAGGAACAGAUGUUGAGAUGGCCAAGAAGAAGCCGGAAGUCGCUCUGCUUCAAGGCCACGUUGUUCAGGAGAAGCCUGCUCUUCCGAAUGAUGCUUUGCUAGUCCCAGCAAUAGAGGAGAAAGGUGUCUGGGCGGCACUAGAAGAGCGAACGCGACAAGAAAAACGACCUUCCUCGCCCAUCCCACUUCUGCCCCCACCCAAGAAACGCCGGAAAACAGUCUCCUUCUCAGCUCCUGGUGAGGAUGAAGGGGCCUUGGAGAAGCCACUUGAAUUGGCAUCCUUGGGUCUCCUCGCCCCACCGCCCCCACCCCCUCCUCCUCCUCCUCCUCCUCCUCCUGUCCCCACAGAGGAAGCACAAUCCCCAUUCGUUCCUGUGGAACCCCUACUACCACCCCAAGUGUCCUUAACCUCAGAUGCCCCGGUUCCGGCUACUUGUCCCUUGCCUCCCGCAGCUUCCCUGGUAAAGCUGGCGGCUCCCGCCAGCCGCAGGCGGGAGCCGCCGAAAGCCAGUCAAAGAACGAUCAGCAACCUGCCGGCGGACCACGCUUCUCUCGUGAAAUGUUGGUCGGAGGAUAUGCCAACUGGCCGCUCCCGAAACCGUUCUCGCUCCCGAAGCUCAGAAUAUUGGAGGGCAGCGCAGCCCCCGGAGGACGACAGACUGCACACGCGUGAGCAAAUGGGGGCCUCCUCGCUCCUGGAGCUGGCCAAUCAGCCUGACCUGGCCGUGUUAGCCGAUGUGGCUCUCAAGAUGCCCGCCGCUGCAGGCCGGGGAGGCUCGAAGGAGGCCUCGGAUGAACCCGAGGCGCCAAAGCGCCUGCUUCCGCCCCCCGCGUUCUCCCUUGAGGUCAGCAGCAUCUUCAUGGAGCACAACUACGCCAUGGCGGUGCGUGCAGCACCGGUGACGGUCCCCCGGAAACAAGAUGAGGCCACACUGCCGGGUGCGGCUGACCUCUUGCAGAUGAGCGUAUAUAAUGAGCACAUUGGCGAGGUCCUGGAGGCUCCCGAGGAGAUCGUGGCAGAUGCCGGUGAAGCCAGAACUGAGUCUGAAGUGGGCGACCUUGUUGCACUGGCGCCUCCACCCCCCCAACCUAUCGAAAAGCCCAAGGCACCUGUCCCAGACCAGCAGCAGCCACCGGCGAAGAAACCUCCCCACGGCCUAAAGGAGGAGGCCAUAAAGGAUCCAGGAGUGUUGCUUUUAGGCCCAGAGAGUCUGUUCCCUUCUGGGAGCGAGGAGGAGGAGGAGGAAGAGGAAGAGGAUGACGAGAGCUUUGACAGCAGCGACGAAGGGGAGAUUCGCCGGCGCUCUCUGCGCUCUCACUCCCACAAGCACACCCCUGCCCGUCCCCCCCUGCUUCCACCCCCGGUCUUCGAGACCCGCAGCGAAUUCGAACAGAUGACAAUCUUGUACGACAUCUGGAAUUCAGGGCUCGAUGUGGAAGACAUGAAAUACUUGAGGCUGAUGUACGAGCGCCUGCUGCAUGAGGACAAUAGCACAGACUGGCUGAACGACACCCACUGGGUCCAACACACCAUCACAAACAUUGCAAAUCCCAAACGGAAGAGGAAAUCGUCUGAGCUGCGGGAACAUCAAACCGGUUGUGCCCGUAGCGAGGGCUACUACCACAUCAGUAAGAAGGAGAAGGACAAAUACCUUGACAUGUGCCCAGUCACCGUGCAGCAAUUGGACAGCGCUGAUACCCAGGGCACCAACCGCAUCUUGUCAGAACGACGGUCUGAACAAAGGCGUCUGCUGAGUGCCAUCGGCACCUCUGCCAUCCUCGAUAGUGACCUUCUGAAACUUAACCAGCUGAAGUUCCGGAAAAAGAAACUCCGGUUUGGACGGAGUCGAAUUCAUGAGUGGGGCCUGUUCGCAAUGGAGCCAAUCGCUGCCGACGAAAUGGUCAUUGAAUACGUGGGCCAGAACAUCCGCCAGAUGGUGGCAGAUAUGCGUGAGAAGCGGUACGCCCAGGAAGGCAUCGGGAGCAGCUACCUUUUCCGUGUGGACCACGACACAAUCAUCGACGCAACCAAGUGUGGCAAUCUGGCUCGUUUCAUCAAUCAUUGCUGCACGCCCAACUGCUAUGCCAAAGUCAUCACCAUCGAGUCCCAGAAGAAGAUCGUUAUCUACUCCAAGCAGCCCAUCAGCAUCAAUGAGGAGAUUACGUACGACUACAAGUUCCCAAUCGAAGAGAACAAGAUUCCCUGCUUAUGUGGCACAGAGAACUGUCGGGGGACCCUGAAUUGAAAAGAAGCCCGGCAUUCCUAUUUAUUUUGUUUGCUUCAGCCCAUUUUUCACCCUCCCCGGUCGU
Molecule: messenger RNA, 2605 nt
Organism: Protobothrops mucrosquamatus (brown spotted pit viper)
Lineage: Eukaryota; Metazoa; Chordata; Lepidosauria; Squamata; Viperidae
Product: histone-lysine N-methyltransferase SETD1A-like
Exons: 8
Cellular component (GO): Set1C/COMPASS complex
Molecular function (GO): histone H3K4 methyltransferase activity; protein binding
Source: RefSeq, a predicted model, not a curated record